Sphaeramia orbicularis (orbiculate cardinalfish) is the source of this 659-nucleotide messenger RNA. RefSeq names its product S100 calcium binding protein W (gene s100w). Lineage: Eukaryota; Metazoa; Chordata; Actinopteri; Kurtiformes; Apogonidae. The coding region runs from base 139 to 459 and encodes 106 amino acids. Gene Ontology annotation, cellular component: perinuclear region of cytoplasm. The transcript has 3 exons. Gene Ontology annotation, molecular function: calcium ion binding; transition metal ion binding; calcium-dependent protein binding. The record is from RefSeq and is a predicted model, not a curated record.
GUGUGCCUGUGGUUGUAUCCUCACUGUGGGUGUGUGCUCUUUAAGAACGGCCUUUUCUCUCAAACUGGCAUCAGUCACACUUGGGACCAGGCUGGUGAUACAUCUCUCUUCAUCUGAUUUACGUGAAGUCUACUAAGCAUGGCUCGUCUGGAUUCUGCCAUCAUCUCCAUUGUUGAGGUAUUUAUGGAGUAUGCUGAUGACGAAGGCAAAAAAGGUCAGUUAAACAAGGAAGAGCUGAAGAGAGUGUUGGAAAAAGAAAUACAAAAUCCCGAGCUAAAAGACAAAAUCAGUGCAGGGGACAUUGAAGAGGCCAUGGAGUUGCUGGACAAGAACCAUGAUGGUGAGGUGAACUUCCGAGAGUUUUGCAAGUGUGUGUGUGUCCUGGCCAAAUGCUACUACCAGUCAAAGAGAGGCAAGGGUGGCAAGAAAUCCAAGGGCAAAGAAGACCAAGAAGACUGAAACAGAUGAGCUACUAACAAUUUUAAAUGUUUGUUCCCUCAUUCUGUAUUUAAUACAUAUGGUAUAGAUAUAUAAAUAUAUGUGACUUACCAUGACAGGAAAAUCUACUGGUUAGAUGUUAUAUGUUGUGUGACUUUGUUCUAUCAGUUGGUUUUCAAACUGUUCAUUUGGCACUGGAAAAUAAAAUCUGUGUGAUUCCA